Messenger RNA from Miscanthus lutarioriparius, 861 nucleotides. The record is from the annotation of a GenBank genome assembly. NCBI's taxonomy places the organism in Eukaryota, Viridiplantae, Streptophyta, Magnoliopsida, Poales, Poaceae.
AUGCCCUUCCUGGCGCUGCUCCAGGGCGCCGGCGUCGUGGUGGAGGCGGAGGAGCAGCAGCAGCAUGACGGGCGCAAGCGGCAGGCCUUCGCGCGCGCCGUCUCCGACCUCGACCUGCUCGAGAGCUGCGUCACGCAGGCGGUGGCUCCUGCGGCUGCGGCGGCAGCGUCUGCGCCCGUGUCCAGCAGCACCGAGAGGCGGCGGAAGCGGCCGAGGCCCCGCGCGCGCGCCGCGCCGCCGCAUGAGAAGCGCAGGAAGGCCGAGGAGGCCGAGAGCCAGCGGAUGACGCACAUCGCCGUGGAGCGCAACCGGCGGCGCCUCAUGAACGACCACCUCGCCUCGCUCCGCUCCCUCAUCCCCUCCUGCUACAUUCCCCGCAGCGACCAGGCGACAGUGGUGGGUGGCGCGAUCGACUACGUGAAGCAGCUGGAGCAGCAGCUGGUGGCGCUGCAGGCGGCCGCGGCCGGGCGUCGCGGCGGUACCGGCGCCGGCGCAGCAGUGGCCACGGCCGCGUCGGCCGCGUCGGACGGCGUGUUCGUGUCCCCGCAGUACGCGAGCUACUCGGACUCGCGCGGCGGCCUCGGCGCCGGCGUGGACGUGGAGGCGACGGCCGCGGUGGGCGGGCACGUGCGCGUGCGCGUCGCGGGGAGGCGGUGGCCGGGGCGGCUCGUACGCGCCGUCGCCGCGCUCGAGGACCUCCGCCUGGCGGUCUUGCACCUCGCCGUCACCUCCCUCGGACAUGACGCCGUCGUGUACUGCUUCAACCUCAAGAUGGAGGAAGGGUGCGAGGUGGCGACGGCGGACGAGGUGGCGACGGUGGUGCACCAGAUCUUCGCCUACGCCGCCGGCGCAUGCUGCUGA